GCAGCCUCCCGUCAGUCGCUUCCCUCCGUCCUGCGGGAAACAUGUCGCUUCUCUCCGGCCACUGGAUCUGCAGACUCCCGGUCCACUGACGCUCCUUCCGCACAGACUCGCCUCUAAAAUGGCACAGCAGAACUCCAGCUGCCACUACAACGAGUCCAUGAGCUUCUUCUACAACAAGAAUGGCGGCGACGACAAAUGGGACUCGGCUCAGCUCAUCCUGGUGCAGGUGGUUGGGUCACUCUUCUGCUGCUUCAUCUUGGUCUCCAAUGCCAUGGUCAUCGCCGCCGUGGUCACCAACAAGAGGUUCCACUACCCCUUCUACUACCUGCUGGCCAACCUGGCCGCCUCGGACUUCCUGGCCGGCAUCGCCUACGUGUACCUCAUGUUCAACACCGGCCCGGUGUCGAGGAAGCUCACGGUCCGAGGAUACUUCAUCCGCCAGGGCCUCCUGGACAUCAGUCUCUCGGCCUCGCUGGCCAACCUGCUGGUCAUCGCCCUGGAGCGCUACAUCUCUGUCAUGAACUGGAAGGUCCACAGCAACCUGACGAAGCGGCGGGUGACGCUGCUCAUUGUGCUGGUGUGGGCCAUCUCCAUCUUCAUGGGCGCCGUUCCCAGCCUGGGCUGGAACUGCAUCUGCGACCUGGACAGGUGCUCGCAGCUGGCGCCCAUCUUCAGCCGGAGCUACCUGAUCUUCUGGUCCGUCUCCAACCUGGUGGUGUUCCUCGUCAUGGUGGCCAUCUACAUGCGCAUCUACACCUAUGUCAAGAAGAAGACGUCGGUGCUGAUGCCGCACACCAGUGGCUCCAUCAACCGCAAGAGAACGCCCAUCAAGCUGAUCAAGACGGUGAUGGUGGUGCUCGGAGCCUUCGUGUUCUGCUGGACUCCCGGCCUGGUGGUUCUGCUGCUGGACGGCCUCAACUGUCAGCGCUGCAACGUGAUGAAGCUGAAGCGCUGGCUGCUGCUGCUGGCUGUGCUCAACUCUGUCAUGAACCCCUGCAUCUACUCCUACAAGGACGAGGAGAUGUGGACCACGUUCAAGAACCUCAUGCGCUGCAUCGGCAACGGCACGCGGCGGCAGCGGUCCACCAAGGCCAACUCCAGACCGCUGAGCUCCGGCCAGGACACAGUCAACAGCCAGCCGCCAUCCGAGGAGUUGAAGAGCGACAACCAGGGGAUCCUCAAGACCUGAACGAGACCAGGGGAUCCUCAAGACCUGAACCAAGCUUCUGUUUGGAACUUUCCGCUAAGGAUCAGAGCCGACUUGGAAUUGUCUGUAGUCCGUCUUUGGGGCGUUUUCUUGAGGAGUUGUGGUCAGACGGAGAUAAGAGAUCUUCAUGCACUACUAAUCCCCCUAAUGGACGCCCAGAUGUGCCGUCCUGAGAGGAUUUUCUUUGUCUGAUUACACAACAACAGGACCGGUUGUGUAAUGGAGACUCCUGCUGCCGUUUCCUCGUCUUGUCCCUGUGGGUUAUUUAAAUACCAAAGGAGUCAUCUUGCGUUUACACUUUUACCCCCUGGAAGGUCAGAAAUGUUGCAAAACUUUAUCCCGGACUGUAG
Messenger RNA from Amphiprion ocellaris (clown anemonefish), 1557 nucleotides. RefSeq names its product lysophosphatidic acid receptor 3. The transcript has 3 exons. NCBI's taxonomy places the organism in Eukaryota, Metazoa, Chordata, Actinopteri, Pomacentridae. Gene Ontology annotation, biological process: G protein-coupled receptor signaling pathway. The coding region runs from base 119 to 1189 and encodes 356 amino acids. The record is from RefSeq and is a predicted model, not a curated record. Gene Ontology annotation, molecular function: lysophosphatidic acid receptor activity. Gene Ontology annotation, cellular component: membrane.